Messenger RNA from Coturnix japonica (Japanese quail), 2031 nucleotides. Its product is annotated as torsin-1B-like. The record is from RefSeq and is a predicted model, not a curated record. Gene Ontology annotation, cellular component: endoplasmic reticulum lumen; nuclear envelope. Gene Ontology annotation, biological process: nuclear membrane organization; protein localization to nucleus. Gene Ontology annotation, molecular function: ATP hydrolysis activity; ATP binding; kinesin binding. Lineage: Eukaryota; Metazoa; Chordata; Aves; Galliformes; Phasianidae.
CGUGCUGCGGCUCCUGGGGCUCUGAGGACUCACUGCAGCCCAGAAUAAGGAGCUUGGAGCAGGAGCAGUGCCCAGCAUGGGACUCAAACAGAGCGGACACCAAACGCAGAGCCCUAUGGCUUCCUCUGUGCUUGAUGUGCUUGGCUCUGAGUGCAAGGCAAUCCUUGUUUUAAGGGCAGGGAUCACAAAGUGGGUAGGACAAAACACCUGCUCUGAUGCUUUCAUUUCGUGGUGUGAUAACCAUAAACAUCCAAAAUAGUGGUUUCUAUUUGCACAAACAGCCUCGUGCUCCAGGAAGUUUGGCUUGUUGGGUUUUUUUUCCCUGCAGUUUCAGUUUUGCUUCCCUUUCUUUUCACGUCUCACCAUGAAGCUUCUCCAUGCUGCUGCGCUCUCCAUCCUUGCCCCUGCACUGAUGCCCACCGUGGACCCGCUCAGCACUUACCUCAUUGUGGGGGGUGCAGCCAUCGGCUGGCAGCUCUUCUCCCCCAAUUCCUGGCUCAGGUGCAGCCUCCUGGAGUGCUGCAAUGCAAAGGACACGCUGAAUUUCACAGUCGUGAAGAUGGAUUUGGAGCGAAAAGUCUUUGGGCAGCAUCUGGCUGUUCAAAUAGUGCUGAGAGCUCUGAGCACCAACCUUCAAUCCAAGCGGCCCAAGAAGCCCCUGGUGAUGUCCUUCCACGGCUGGACUGGCACAGGCAAAUCCUUUGUCAGCAGCAUCAUUGCAGAGAACCUCUACCGACUCAAUACAUGGAGGAGGAGGUUUGUGCACCACUUCAGCACGGUGCUGCAUUUCUCACACAGUUCUCACGUCCGUCUUUAUAAGGAGCAGCUGCAGAGUUGGAUUCGGGGCAAUGUCAGCGCCUGCCCAAGGUCCCUUUUUAUCUUCUCCGAGAUGGAUCAAAUGCCGCAUGGUUUGAUAGAUGCCAUCCUGCCAUUCCUCGGCUACCACCAUGAGAUUGAUGGGGUUCAUUACGGCAGGGCCAUCUUCAUCUUCCUCAACAAUGCAGGCGGAGAUAAGAUAACGGAGGUUGCUCUUGAUUACUGGAGGAGGAUGAAGAGGAGAGAAGACAUCCCUGCAGAGGAGCUCCAGGAUCUGCUCUCUGAGGACAUCGUCAGGAACCCAAGCAGCGGUUUCUUUCAAAGCCAAUUGAUCCAGAAGAACCUGAUUGAUUAUUUCAUCCCUUUCCUCCCUCUUGAAUACAAACACGUCAAGCAGUGUGUCCGGGAGGAGCUGCGUGCUCAAGGGCAUCCUGAGGAGGAAGAUCUCAUCACAGGGAUUGCCUCAGCGAUGGCAGAUUAUCCCAGUGAGGAAAGGCUUUACUCCAGCAAAGGCUGCAAGACUGUGGCCUCCAGGGUGGCUCUGAGCACAUAGAGCUGCAUGGCCAUGGCCAACCUUGUGCUCCUGCUGCAGGACCCAGCCAGGCAGCACCAUCAGUGCACAUCUCCUUCCUUGACAGGGAUAGGAUUUAUCCUGUUCCAGAGGGGCCUUUUGUGAAGCUCUUUAAUAAAUCAUAGAAUAUCCUAAAGUUGGAAAGGACCCAUAGGGAUUAUUGAGUCCAACUCCUGGCUCCUCACAGAAGCACCCAGUGAAUCAGACCAUACGGCUGAGAGCCUUGUGCGGGUGUUGGCUGCAGGGCUGGAUUCCCACAGGGUCUGAUGGGGCAGCACUAAUGUACCUUGUGCUGUCACCUGCCAUGUCCCCAUUGCCUCCCAUGUCCCCAUUGCCUUCCAUGUCCCCACACUCUUCCAUGUCUCCAUCACCUUCCAUGUCCCUAUCACCUGCCAUGUCCCCAUCACUUCCAUGUCCCCAUUGACUUCCAUGUCCCCAUCUCUCCCAUGUCCCCAUCACCUGCCACGUCCCCAUCACUGCCAUGUCCCCAUCUCUUCCAUGUCCCCAUUGCCUUCCAUGUCCCCAUCACCCAUCACACCCCCGGGCUGACACACUGCCCUGUUCCCUGGGCUCUAAUAAGGAAGGCGAGCAGUCUGCAGGCAGUAUCAUGGGGUGGGAAACACCAUUAGGGUGACUGGGAGGAC